AUGCUUAUUAGGAAAGUCGCUGCUUAUGAUGAAGAAAUUCAGCAUCUCUAUGAGGAAAUGGAAGAGCAAAUCAAAAAGGAGAAAGAGCAGUUUAUCUUGAAACUUCCCCCUGAAGCUAUUUACAGUUUAGUCAGCAUUCACACUAAUGGUUGUCAGACACUCAAGAAGGUUCAACUGGAACGAUUGUUUCAAAACCAGAAAAGGUUAGAGAAGCAAUGUACGGAACUUCUCAGUGGCAAAGAAGAAACCAAAGUAGAGAACACCAAGCUGAAACUGACUAACCAGGAACUGCUGAGAGACCUGGAGAGAACAUCUUAUGAACUAAGCCUGGCUCAACAGGAGUUACAGGUGCUUCAGGAGGAGGCAUCAAGACUACAUGAGGAGAAGAAGAUGUGAGUCUGGAGGUGUACAGAAGUCUUACAGAGAGAGAAGUCAGGACUUCUGAAGCAGGUGGAUUUUUUACGAGAGAGGAACAAACGUCUCAAAGAUGAAUGUAACAUAUUUUUACAGCUUGACGAAGAUGAUGUUUCUGAUAACUCAAAGAGAAGGAAUUCUGCUGGACUGAAUGGAAUUCUCUCUGUAGAGCCUGAUGCUGGAGCCACUGGAGGAAUGUCUAAAGCAUUGCAUCUCAAAAGAAUAAUAUCAAUUGAGGAAGAUCACCUACCCCAGCUUCCUGACAGGCUGGUUGAUAAGCAGCUGAACAGGUGGCCUGUAGAAGAUGACAAUGUUUCUUCUGAGGUGGAAGUGGAUAAGAAAAACAGAACAAUGCAGUGCUCACCAUCAUCUUCUGGAGGGCAGCCUGUAGGGAAGGAAACGCUGUCAAGUGAGGAGAUAAUAAGCUCUGUCCCAGACCACUUAUUCAAGAUUAUUUUUGUGGGCAAUUCGAGUGUUGGAAAGACUUAAUUCUUAAGGUGAUUUUGUGAAGAUCAUUUUUUCCCAGGCACAGCUGCUACUGUAGGUGUGGAUUACAAUGUGAAAACCAUCACAGUAGAUAAUAGCCAGGUAGUCCUGCAACUCUGGGACACUGCUGGCUGGGAAAGGUACCAAAGUAUUACCAAGCAGUUUUUCAGAAAAGCUGAUGGUGUCAUUGUGAUAUAUGAUAUAACAGCAAAAGACACAUUCACAGCUGUCAAGCAGUGGCUGAUAAGUAUCAAGGAGACAGCUGGGGAGAAUGUACCUGUGCUUUUGUUGGGUAAUAAAACUGAUAAUGAAAAGGAAUGUGAGGUCUCUUUGGGAAUGGGAGAGCAUCUUGGUAAGGAUUACAAUUUAAUUUUCUAUGAAUGCAGUGCAUGUUCUGGGUACAGUACCAAACAGUCUGUGUUUCACUUAGCUAGGUUCAUAAAGAGACAUGAAGACAGAGUGAAAGAAAAAAACAUUGAACUUCAAUCUGAUAUGAACAAAAAGUCUUGCUGUAUCAGGCCAUAA
Molecule: messenger RNA, 1425 nt
Organism: Pterocles gutturalis (yellow-throated sandgrouse)
Lineage: Eukaryota; Metazoa; Chordata; Aves; Pterocliformes; Pteroclidae
Gene: CRACR2A
Product: calcium release activated channel regulator 2A
Exons: 14
Molecular function (GO): GTP binding; GTPase activity
Source: RefSeq, a predicted model, not a curated record